Molecule: messenger RNA, 1818 nt
Organism: Rodentolepis nana
Lineage: Eukaryota; Metazoa; Platyhelminthes; Cestoda; Cyclophyllidea; Hymenolepididae
Source: the annotation of a GenBank genome assembly
AUGCAAUCUUUGACCGUCGGUGCCAUUGAGCAACUUUAUGCUGGAAAAAUAAUACAAGAUCCUAUUCUCAAAGUUUUGGGGUUUAAAAAUGUGCCCGGAGCUAAUCCCGGACAAAAUAGAUAUCGUCUCCUUAUUACUGAUGGUGUUAAAUCUCAUUCAUUUGCUAUGCUUGCAACGCAAUUAAAUUGCAUGAUCGAAAACAAUGAACUUAAAAAUGGCAGCAUUGUUCGCUUGAAGAAAUAUGUUUGCAACAAUGUGCAGCAAGGAAAAUUUGUUGUUAUCGUACUUGAUCUCGAGAUUGUUGGUUAUGAAGCUGAUAAAACUCGUCAAGCGGAUGUCAAUAUGGAAGAAAAACCGGUUGCUGCAGCUCCUGCACCUAGCGUUUUGAAAACACCUCCGAAAAACGUCAGUCAACCAUUUUCAACUGCUAGUCCUGGAACGCCUGCUGGAAAAGUUUUCGCUAUUCGAGGUUUAAAUCCUUACCAAAGCCGUUGGACUAUUAGAGCUCGCGUUACUCAAAAAGGCUCCAUUCGUACAUGGAAUAAGAACGGUCGCGAGGGAAAACUAUUCAGUUUCACCCUUCUUGAUUCCACUGGUGAAAUCCGAGCAACAGCUUUCAACGCCGAAGUUGAUAGAUUUUUCGAUUUGAUCGAAGUCAAUAAGGUCUUUUAUAUCAGUAAAGCCUCUCUUAAACCUGCCAAUAGACAGUUCAAUAAUACUGAUAAUGACUAUGAAAUGAAUAUUAAUGCCGACACUCAGAUCGUUCCUUGUGAUGAUGGUGAAGACAUUUCAGUUCCUGGAUUCUCCUUUAAAUUCGUCAAAAUUGGCAAGCUUGAUGAUUGUAAAGCGGGAGAUUUUGUGGACAUUGUCGGCAUAGUCCACGAGGCUGGUGAUCUCACCACAAUUACUAUGAAAACGUCGAAUCGUGAUGUCCAGAAACGAGAACUCGGCAUUGUUGAUGAUUCAGGUUGUCUUGUUCGUCUCACUCUUUGGGGUCAAGAGGCAGCUAAUUUUGACGGGUCCAACCAUCCUGCCAUUGUUGUUCGAUCGGCGAGGGUUAGUGACUUCAAUGGUCGUUCAUUAAGUGCCACUGCCCAGUCCACUGUAAUGAUUGCACCCUCAACUAUACCAGAGGCGAAUAAACUCAAGGGAUGGUAUGACAACAGUGGUGGAAGUUCUCUCAACUUUGAGACUUAUCGUGGUGAGGGAUUGGUUGGAGAAGGUGGCGAUGGGUAUAAUGGAUCUCGCGAUUGGAAUCUUCUGUCUGAUCUCGAAGCUCCAGGCAUUGGGGGACAAGCCAAGGCCGACUACUUCACCACAAAAGCGACCGUGACAUUCUUGAAAAAGGAGAAUUUCAUGUAUCAGUCCUGUGUAACUGAGGGGUGUCAGAAGAAAGUCGUCGACCUUGGAAAUGGGCUCUACCGCUGCGAAAAGUGCAAUCGGGAGUCGCCCAUUUAUAAAUGGCGUCUAAUGCUCUCGCUGAAAAUAUCGGACAUAACUGGGGAGCAUUGGAUUACUUGCUUCCAAAACACUGCUGAGGUUAUACUAGGCCGGAGUGCGGACGAUUUGGGUGCUAUCAAGGAAUCGAAGGAUGAGGUUCAAAUGGAGAACGUCUUUGUGAAUGCGACUUUCAAGUCAUGGGUAUUUCGACUCCGUGCUAAGGUGGACACCUUCAAUGAUGAAUCGAGACUUCGAGUUGUGGCAGUUGAGGUGAAACCCGUCAAUUAUGCCGAGUAUGGAAGGAAGUUGCAGAAACAGAUUGAUGCGAUCAUCCCAAGCCUUCCUGCAGAGCUCACUAUGGAUGAUCAGAUGAUAUAA